Molecule: messenger RNA, 918 nt
Organism: Yarrowia lipolytica CLIB122
Lineage: Eukaryota; Fungi; Ascomycota; Dipodascomycetes; Dipodascales
Molecular function (GO): protein binding
Source: RefSeq, a predicted model, not a curated record
AUGAAAAUCGAGGAGAUUGUGGACGAGGUAGAGGAGCUGGUGAUUUCGGACGACGACACGUCAGAGCCGUUUCUGAAGGAGAAGCAUCUGGAUUUGGAGGGCAAGCCCAUCAAGAAGCGAGCACCCAAGAAGAAGGAGAGCGAGGAGACCAAGCAGAGGCGAGAUGGGGUGGAAUCUCGGUUCAGGAACGACAGAUCCAGUGAUCUGAACCAGGACAAGAUUGAGGAGGUUAAGGAGGACGACAAGGACAAGAGUGGGGCCACCGAGGAUCUGAAGGAAGAGUCGGAACCAGAGGAGGACGAUCUGACCCAAAAGUUCGCCCCUGAAGAAGAAAAGAAGCUGGUGGAUGAAGCUGAGGAGUUUAAGGCUCGAGGCAACAAGUGGUUCAAAAAGGGCGAUAACGACAGUCUCAAACGGGCCAUCAACAGAUACGACAGUGCGCUCAGAACGUGUCCUGUCUACCUGCAUCAGACGCGAGCAAUCUACUGGUCCAACAAGGCCGCAUGUUACAUGAAGCUAGGAGACGAUCACAAGGCCGUGGAGAGCUGCAAUCAGGCCCUAGGGCUCGAUCCAGACUACGUCAAGGCUCUCAAUCGCAGGGCUGCUGCUAAUGAGAAGAUUGGCAAAUGGUCGAAUCUACAGUCUGCCUCAGACGACUACAACAAGCUGGUGGAGCUGUAUGGAAAAGAUGGCAACUACAUAGAGCGGGACAAGGCUCGCAAAAACGGCAUUGCUCUGGAGUCUCGCAUCAAAACGGCCGCUACUGCAGAAACCCAGGAGAUGCUGGGUAAACUGAAAGACAUUGGCAACUCCUUCCUCGGCAAGUUUGGCAUGAACACCGACAUGUUCAAUAUGGCUCCCGACGGAAAGGGAGGCUACAGCAUGAACUUUGGAGGAAAUCAGCCUCCCAAGGAGUAG